Molecule: messenger RNA, 1539 nt
Organism: Budorcas taxicolor (takin)
Lineage: Eukaryota; Metazoa; Chordata; Mammalia; Artiodactyla; Bovidae
Gene: AMZ2
Product: archaelysin family metallopeptidase 2
Exons: 7
Coding region: 409-1491 (360 amino acids)
Biological process (GO): proteolysis
Molecular function (GO): metallopeptidase activity
Source: RefSeq, a predicted model, not a curated record
GGCGGCUCCCGCGCAGGCGCAGACGGGCCGGCCCCGUGAGGCGGGGCCGCGGCAGGAGCCGCCCCGCCGGUGAAGGUGGGCCGGCCGGACGGGACUGGGCCCCACAGCAGCGGUGAGGACCCGUCUCUGCUCCCAGGCGAGCCCCGCCGAGAGAGAGCUUCGUUCUGGAGGUGGCCCUGGACCCCGGAGUUCAGCCCUCAACGGCGACAGCCAUUCGCUAAAAAUCUCCCCCCCAACCCCAUCGUUAAACUGCAGAAAACCCGGUUAGGCAGCGCAGCGGGCUCUGCACGCUGACGUCCCGUUUCUCCCCUUCCCUCACCCAGACCCCGCGGGGAGCAGCUGUGAGCGAGUCACACGGAGGGAUGACCUCUCUAGGGGACGCCGUGUGAGCGGAAGAGACCUGUCAGUAUGCAAACGGUACGGCACUCUGAACACACUCUGAAGACGGCCCUCAUCUCAAAGAACCCAGAGCUUGUGAAGCAGUAUGAGCAGUUGGACCCCAGGGAGCAGCGCUUGCUGAACGAGGCCUUCCGGCCAGGCAGCGAUCUCUUUGGACCCAUUACUUUGCAUUCACCAUCGGACUGGAUAAUCUCCCAUCCUGAGGCUCCCCAAGACUUUGAAGAGUUUUUCAGUGAUCUUCACAGAAAGAGCCCUUCUUCAGGGAAGCAGACUAUUUACAUACAGUGCAUUGGAUUGCUGGGAAACACCAGAAGUAUCAGUGAAGAAUAUUUGAAAUGGCUCAAGGGCUACUGUGAAGCCUUCUUCUAUGGAUUGACAGUCAAACUCCUAGAGCCGAUUCCUGUCUCUGCAACCAGGUGUUCCUUUAGAGUCAACGAUAGCACACGGAACCUUCAGAUUCAUGCAGGGCAGAUCCUGACGUUCUUAAAAAAGAAGAAACCGGAAGAUGCCUUUUGUGUUGUGGGAAUAACGAUGAUCGAUCUUUACCCAAGAGAUUCCUGGAAUUUUGUCUUUGGACAGGCCUCUUUGACAGAGGGUGUGGGGAUAUUCAGCUUUGCCAGGUACGGCACAGACUUCUACAGUUCACACUACAAAGGCAAAGUGAAGAAGCUGGAGCGGAAGUCUUCGAGCGACUACUCGGUGUUCGAUGACUACUACCUCCCUGAGGCCACCAGUGUGCUGCUGCUCCGCUCAUGUAAGACUCUGACCCACGAGAUCGGACACAUCUUUGGCCUCCGGCACUGCCAGUGGCUCGCCUGCCUGAUGCAAGGCUCCAACCACCUGGAGGAAGCCGACCGGCGCCCACUGGACCUCUGCCCCAUCUGCUUACGCAAGCUGCAGAGUGCUGUCGGCUUCCGGCUCAGAGACCGGUACAAAGCGCUGGUCAAGUGGAUUGAUGCCGAGUCCACCGACACUCCUAGAGUUACUCCAAAACACAGUCGUGAGGAGCUGGUAACGUUGCCAAAACCUGUGGAAGCCUUUAAAGAGUGGAAGGAGUGGAUCACAAGAUGCCUGGCUGUUCUCCAGAAAUAAGGACCUUCAGUAGGAGUAAUUCAAAUAAACACGUGCACAUCAUGCUUU